GUAUGUGUAUGUAUAUGAAAGAAUCGUAUUAAAACGGAAUUAAUUUAACACUAUCCUUUUGCACUGUAAAUACUGCCGGAUAUUUGCUACUAGAAAUAGCCUACAAAUCUUGUUUCAUGUUGCAUGCAAAAUUACAAAGUAAAUUCAAAGUUUGUGCGUAAAACGGUGCUAAUGCGAUUUAACAUAAUGAGAGACGUCUGUAAAUAAAUUAGCAGCAGCAUCUUUCAGCCCCAAUAAAUGCGCAUUUCAGAAAUUGGUCUGAUGACAUUACUGAAUAACAUGAUGAUACUCUUGUUCGCAGUUUUUUCUCCCCUGUUCCUAAAUGUCAACCAAUAGACAGAGAUAAUGACGGUUCUGUUCAGUCGACCAAUGAAACCUUGAGCUGAUGAGUUUGGCAGGAGACGCGGAGCGGAAACUCGACAGUUUGACGCGUGGCGCAGAGGUGGCGAGACCUGUCAGAGUUCAGACAAGGAAGCCGAGAAACGAGGACGUUCAUCGGACACCAUGGACAAGAAUAAAACUAAAUUACAGCUAUUUUUGCCGCAGUUAACGUGAUUUUGUUUGUUUUAAUCCUCCUUAAUCUACUGCGCAAAGAGGGGUCAUGGAGCGCGCGGAGCCAAAACCGCCAUCAAAAUCAAAUCAGGAACCCAUACGAUUCGGGAUCGACCAGAUUCUGGGCUCUUUGGAUCAGGAGAGCAGGGUCGGAAACACUGUGGAUAACAGCCGCUUGGGAAGCCCGUCCAGGGCGAGCGUCGCUCCUCAUAUCUCCUUACCCGUCUCUCUGUCCGGAGUCACGGGCACGCUGGAGGACUCCGGGCGGUUGUACGGGGUGAGCGGCACUCUGGUGCCCAGUGGAGUGAUUCGGGUUCCGGCGCACAGACCUCUCGCUGCCGCGGUGCCGCCGACUAUGGUGAGCGCCGCACCGGCGCUGUGUUUCCCCUGGAUGGACAAUAACCGCAGGUUCCCUAAAGACAGACUGCCAGCUCUCAUUCCGUUCACCGUGACCCGGCGGAUCGGUCACCCGUAUCAGAACCGAACUCCCCCCAAACGGAAAAAGCCCCGCACGUCGUUCUCGCGCGUGCAGAUCUGUGAGCUGGAGAAACGCUUCCACCGGCAGAAGUACCUGGCGUCCGCGGAGCGCGCGGCCCUCGCCAAGAGCCUGAAGAUGACCGACGCGCAGGUCAAGACCUGGUUCCAGAACCGACGGACCAAGUGGAGAAGGCAAACAGCUGAGGAAAGAGAGGCGGGACGUCAGCAAGCCAAUCGGAUGCUGCUUCAGCUUCAGGCCGACGCCCUCCAGAAGUCCAUGGGCGAAUCAGUGUCGUCGGAUCCUCUAUGUGUGCAUAACUCCUCCCUCUAUGCCCUCCAGAACCUCCAGCCUUGGGCCCAGGAGAGACCGGGUAAAAUGGCCCCAACAACCACCGCACUGGCUUAAAAUCUCUGCCAUGAAGCUGGAUCAGGACAGGGGAGCUUCAAACUGUCCUGCACUUUCACAAUGGAAAGACUAAAACCGUCAUAUCUGAAUAAGAAUCAGGCUUUUUGAACAGUUUUUUUUUCUGAAUCUCGAAGCAUCUAAGCACUUUUUGUGGGAAUAGUGAACUGUGAUGACAUCUGUGAGUUUGUUUUGGACACAAAAACUUUCCAAACUCCAUCCCAUGUAGAUGCUGAGUUGGGAAAAUAGGGUGAACCAUUCACAGAAACGAACUGUCAAUCGACCUGAAUCACAGAACUGUAUAUAUGAACUGUUUAAAUGAUGUCUGUGAGAAAGUCUACAAAAUAUUGUACUUAUCGUAAUUAUUUUGUGCUCUUAUGGUGGCGAUGCAUUACCGACUAAUGUUUGUCAUUGUUGAUGUACUUUCAACCGAAAAUAGCAAUGGUGUGUAAAUAGAGUAUAACACUGAACAAUCAGCAUUGAAAAUUUUAUUGUUAAAUAGUUCAUACAACAUUCCAACAAGAGGAUAUUUAAGCUUUCUGUUUCCUCAUCUGUCUGUCUGACUGACCGUCUGUCUCUCCGUCUCCUCUUUUACAGCAUCAUGGAAAUAUAAUCGUUCCUCAGUCAACCCUCUGCUUUAUAGACAGUUUUUUAUAUCACUUUUAGAAACACCGCCACUCCGUAUUUGAUUAUUCAGUCCCACUUUGCAGAGUAUAAAAUAUACAUUGUGUGUAAUGAUUCAAAUACAUCAUAACAUGAUCAAAAAUUUGCAGAAAAAGAAAUAGCAUUACUGUGGUUAUCAGAGCAUAUAUUUGGGUCUGCCAGGACUGUUUGUGAUUGUGAUAAACACAGGUUUGAACUUUCAACACACUUUUAAACAUGAUGGCUUAUGUUUCCUGGCACAUAAGUAUUUGUUCAUAAUUGUGUGUGUGUGUGUGU
Molecule: messenger RNA, 2371 nt
Organism: Carassius auratus (goldfish)
Lineage: Eukaryota; Metazoa; Chordata; Actinopteri; Cypriniformes; Cyprinidae
Gene: tlx3a
Product: T cell leukemia homeobox 3a
Exons: 3
Coding region: 602-1435 (277 amino acids)
Biological process (GO): regulation of transcription by RNA polymerase II; animal organ development
Cellular component (GO): nucleus
Molecular function (GO): DNA-binding transcription factor activity, RNA polymerase II-specific; RNA polymerase II cis-regulatory region sequence-specific DNA binding
Source: RefSeq, a predicted model, not a curated record